CGCCGCCGCCGCUGCCGCUGGGCUAACGGGUUGCGAGCUCUGCGUCCGUGCGCCCGCGAUCCGAGGCCUCCCCCGCGCGUGGUUCCUGCUGCAGGACCUGAGACCAUGGCUAUACCAGCACAGGGUGCCAAGUACCGGGGCUCCAUCCAUGACUUCCCAGACUUCGAUCCCAGCCAGGAUGCCGAGGCUCUGUACACAGCCAUGAAGGGCUUCGGAAGUGACAAAGAGGCCAUACUGGAGCUGAUCACCUCCCGCAGCAACAGACAGAGGCAGGAGAUCUGCCAGAGCUACAAGUCCCUCUACGGGAAGGACCUCAUUGCGGACUUGAAGUAUGAGCUCACCGGGAAGUUCGAGAGGCUGAUUGUGGGUCUGAUGCGGCCGCCUGCCUAUUGUGAUGCCAAGGAAAUUAAAGACGCCAUCUCGGGCAUUGGCACCGAUGAGAAGUGUCUCAUUGAGAUCCUGGCCUCCCGGACCAAUGACCAGAUGCACCAACUAGUAGCUGCGUAUAAAGAUGCCUACGAGCGAGACCUUGAGUCAGACAUCAUUGGCGACACCUCCGGCCACUUCCAGAAGAUGCUUGUGGUCCUGCUUCAGGGAACCCGGGAGAACGACGAUGUCGUGAGCGAGGACCUGGUCCAACAGGAUACCCAGGAUCUGUAUGAAGCAGGGGAACUGAAGUGGGGCACGGAUGAGGCCCAGUUCAUUUACAUCCUGGGAAAUCGCAGCAAGCAGCACCUGCGGUUGGUGUUUGAUGAGUAUCUGAAGACCACGGGGAAGCCCAUUGAGGCCAGCAUCCGAGGGGAGCUGUCCGGGGACUUUGAGAAGCUAAUGCUGGCUGUGGUGAAGUGUAUCCGCAGCACGCCAGAGUAUUUCGCCGAAAGGCUCUUCAAGGCCAUGAAGGGUCUGGGCACUCGGGACAACACCUUGAUUCGCAUCAUGGUCUCCCGGAGCGAGCUUGACAUGCUCGACAUUCGGGAGAUCUUCCGGACCAAGUAUGAGAAGUCACUGUACAGCAUGAUUAAGAAUGACACGUCUGGCGAGUAUAAGAAGGCUCUGCUGAAGCUGUGUGGGGGAGAUGAUGAUGCUGCUGGCCAGUUCUUCCCGGAGGCAGCGCAGGUGGCCUAUCAGAUGUGGGAACUUAGUGCAGUGGCCCGAGUCGAGAUGAAGGGAACUGUGCAUCCAGCCAAUGAUUUCAACCCUGACGCAGAUGCCAAGGCCCUGCGGAAAGCCAUGAAGGGACUCGGAACUGAUGAAGACACCAUCAUCGACAUCAUCACGCACCGCAGCAAUGCCCAGAGGCAGCAGAUCCGGCAGACCUUCAAGUCUCACUUUGGCCGGGACUUAAUGGCCGACCUGAAGUCCGAGAUCUCUGGAGACCUGGCAAGGCUAAUUCUGGGGCUCAUGCUGCCACCAGCCCAUUACGAUGCCAAACAACUGAAGAAGGCUAUAGAGGGAGCUGGUACCGAUGAAAAGACACUUAUUGAAAUCCUGGCCACCCGGACCAACGCCGAGAUCCGGGCCAUCAAUGAGGCCUAUAAGGAGGACUACCACAGAUCCCUGGAGGAUGACCUGAGCUCAGACACAUCUGGCCACUUCAGACGGAUCCUCAUUUCUCUGGCCACGGGAAAUCGUGAGGAGGGAGGAGAAGACAGGGACCUGGCCCGGGAGGAUGCCAAAGUGGCCGCUGAGAUCUUGGAAAUAGCAGACACUCCCAGUGGAGACAAAACGUCCUUGGAGACUCGGUUCAUGACGAUCCUGUGCACCCGUAGCUACCCCCACCUUCGCAGAGUCUUCCAAGAGUUCAUCAAGAUGACCAACUACGAUGUGGAGCAUGUCAUCAAGAAGGAGAUGUCCGGCGACGUCAAGGAUGCAUUUGUGGCCAUUGUUCAGAGCGUCAAGAACAAGCCUCUCUUCUUUGCUGACAAGCUGUACAAAUCCAUGAAGGGUGCUGGCACGGACGAGAAGAGCCUCACCAGAGCCAUGAUCUCCCGGAGUGAGAUCGACCUGCUCAACAUCCGGCGAGAAUUCAUUGAGAAAUACGACAAGUCUCUGCACCAAGCCAUUGAGGGUGACACCUCUGGAGACUUCCAGAAGGCCUUGCUGGCUCUCUGCGGUGGCGAGGACUAGGGCCACCAACCUUGGUGGCCCCUCUGCCCAGUCAUGUGACCAAGCCAUUACUACAGCUCCAGCAACUAAGGAAGGGGGUGGGAGAGCCGUGAGGUUGAGCUGCCAUCAUCAGCAGAGCCUUACGGAUGGCUCCUCCGCCCUCCUGCCAUUCAGGACCGAGCUGAUCCCUCCUCCCCAUGGCUGAGCGGCUGGAGAACCGCAGCCAUAGAUCUCGUCCACCUCUGAUCCCCUUCUGCCACACCCUUCCUCCUCCUCCUCGGGCCUCCCUGGCUUCUGUCCCUCACCAUGACCCCUGCCCCAUUUGAGCUUUGUCAACUCCCCAAAAUGUACCGAUCCUCUGUCUGUAAAGUGA
Molecule: messenger RNA, 2479 nt
Organism: Jaculus jaculus (lesser Egyptian jerboa)
Lineage: Eukaryota; Metazoa; Chordata; Mammalia; Rodentia; Dipodidae
Gene: Anxa6
Product: annexin A6
Exons: 26
Coding region: 106-2127 (673 amino acids)
Biological process (GO): regulation of muscle contraction; plasma membrane repair; apoptotic signaling pathway
Cellular component (GO): cytoplasm; focal adhesion
Molecular function (GO): calcium ion binding; phosphatidylserine binding; ligand-gated monoatomic ion channel activity
Source: RefSeq, a predicted model, not a curated record